AGAACCGCCUACCGCUGCUGCUUUGAAAUCAACUGACCGGCCGCUAAUCACAGUCGGAGUUCGUCGUCGGCCGCAAGAGAAACCUGUCAAGUAUAAGGUUCUCAUUCUCAAAAGACUCACAAAACUGCCGUUCUUGUUCUUGCACCAUCUGUUCCGCCUCUGUUCGUGUUCAUCAAUUCUUAAUACUUGUUCAUAUUGAACUGAAAGAUUUGAAAAUGUUGAGUAUUGAUACUACAAGAAAGUUAUCAUUUAAUCGAUCAAUUAGUAACGGCGAUUUGGUAAUUGUUUAUGAAAGGCAUGACAACAUGAAGGCUGUAACAGUAUCUGAGGGAUCAGUUUUGCAGAAUCGGUUCGGUGUUUUUAAGCAUGCAGAUUGGAUAGGAAAGUCAUUUGGGUCCAAAGUAUUCAGCAAUAAGGGUGGAUUUGUUUAUUUGUUAGCUCCUACGCCUGAAUUAUGGACUUUAGUUUUAAGCCACAGGACGCAGAUUCUAUAUAUUGCGGAUAUUAGUUUUGUUGUUAUGUACUUGGAGAUUGUUCCUGGUUGCGUUGUUCUUGAAUCUGGAACUGGAAGUGGGUCUUUAAGUACUUCCCUUGCUAGGGCUGUUGCUCCUACAGGACAUGUUUAUACAUUUGAUUUCCAUGAGCAAAGGGCUGGAUCAGCUAGGGAUGAUUUUGAGAGGAUUGGUCUAAGCAGCUUAGUAACUGUGGGAGUGAGGGACAUUCAAGGUGAGGGUUUUCCCGAAGAAUUUGCUGGCUUGGCUGAUGCAGUAUUUUUGGAUCUACCACAGCCUUGGCUAGCUAUUCCUUCAGCUGCAAAAAUGUUAAGACAUGAUGGCACGCUUUGCUCUUUCUCCCCUUGUAUUGAACAAGUACAACGAUCAUGUGAAACAAUGCAAUCCAACUUCACCGAUAUAAGGACUUUUGAGGUACUCCUAAGGACAUACGAAGUUCGAGAAGGGAAAACAGAAAGCAAGGAAAUUAAUGGUAAUGGCUCUAAUGGUUCGCUUCCUUGUAAGAGGCGACAAUGUUCAGAUGGAGCUAAUGUGCUUAGCUAUCCUAAUUCUUCUGUUAUGGCUAGACCUUCUGGUGAAGCUAGAGGUCACACGGGUUAUUUGACAUUUGCAAGAUGUCUCUCAUGAAGAAUGUUAUUGUAAUUUUAUGAUACUCAAAAUCAGUGUAGCGGAAUUUGGAAUAUGCUAUUUAGAACAAAAGUAUUGUCAAAUAGUUGCUAUAGUGGUGCAAUAGCACACUAUUGCAUAGCGGAAUUUCACAAGCGCUAUAGCACUAUUUUCCGUUAUCUGCGAUUGGUAACAUUGAUUCAAUUGUAACAUUAUACAACAGUUUUUUUGUUCUUCAUUUAUAACUAUGUUUUCAAAGGAAAAUUUAACAUGCACUUGGGGUACUACAAACAUGCUCUUUUGAUUA
This is a messenger RNA of Trifolium pratense (red clover), 1425 nucleotides long. RefSeq names its product tRNA (adenine(58)-N(1))-methyltransferase catalytic subunit trmt61a-like. The record is from RefSeq and is a predicted model, not a curated record. Gene Ontology annotation, biological process: tRNA methylation. Gene Ontology annotation, cellular component: nucleus; tRNA (m1A) methyltransferase complex. The transcript is spliced from 5 exons. Lineage: Eukaryota; Viridiplantae; Streptophyta; Magnoliopsida; Fabales; Fabaceae. The coding region runs from base 216 to 1139 and encodes 307 amino acids.